Daucus carota subsp. sativus is the source of this 2317-nucleotide messenger RNA. Its product is annotated as aspartic proteinase-like protein 1. Bases 316 to 1896 code for a protein of 526 amino acids. Gene Ontology annotation, biological process: proteolysis. The record is from RefSeq and is a predicted model, not a curated record. Gene Ontology annotation, molecular function: aspartic-type endopeptidase activity. Lineage: Eukaryota; Viridiplantae; Streptophyta; Magnoliopsida; Apiales; Apiaceae. The transcript has 10 exons.
AUAAUUAAGUGAAGAAACACGUUAAUCACAGGGUGAGAGACAACCCACUUCUCACAUUACAAACAGUAACUGCUAAAGUGCGCUAUUGCCUCAUCUCUCUCUCCAUCACCACCUCACUUCUCAGCUGCACCACAUCUCUCUCUCUCUCUCUCUCUCUCUCUCUCUCUCUCUCUCUCUCCCUCCCUCUCCCCCUCUCCCCCUCUCUCCCUCUCUCGCACACACACAAGAGGCACCCCCUCUCUCUGGCGUCACAUUACUACAAAGUUGCUCUAACUCUUUACAUGAAUUUAUCUGGAUCUGGUCAUUGAUUGUGAAAUGGAGAAGGCGACAAGAACUCUAAUUGUGAUAGUGCUACUACUAGGAACUGAAAGUGUCACCGGCGUGAUGUUUUCAUCGCGGCUAAUUCACAGAUUCUCCGACGAGCUAGAAGGGCUUAGGGUUUCAAAUAAAGGUGAAAACUGGCCGAUGAAGAGCAGCUUAAGUUACUAUAAGAUGCUCGUAGAUAGUGAUACGCAGAGACAGAACAUGAAGCUAGGUCCUCAUUCUCCGUUUCUCUUCCCCUCCGAGGGUAGUCAAACGAUGUCGUUUGGAAAUGACUUCGGAUGGCUACAUUAUACUUGGAUUGAUAUAGGAAUGCCAAGUGUUUCUUUCCUCGUCGCAUUAGAUACUGGAAGUGAUCUGCUUUGGCUUCCUUGUGAUUGCCUACAGUGUGCUCCGCUAUCUGCCAGUUACUAUAGCAUCCUUGAUAGGGAUCUAAAUGAAUACAGUCCAUCUGGCUCCAGCACUAGCAAGCACCUAUAUUGUAGUCAUCAGCUAUGUGAAUUGGGUCCAAAUUGCAAAAGUCGCAAUCAAUCGUGCCCAUAUACAGUUAACUACUAUACUGAAAAUGUGUCAAGUUCCGGUUUACUAGUUGAAGACAUAUUACAUCUUGUAUCACGCAAAGCUGAUGGAUCCAACAACUAUGUACGGAGUCCAGUUGUUAUAGGAUGUGGCAAGAAGCAGAGUGGUGGUUACUUGAACGGAAUAGCACCAGAUGGUCUUAUGGGCCUUGGACUUAAGGAUAUCUCAGUUCCCAGUUUUUUGGCAAAAGCAGGAGUAGUUCAGAACUCGUUCUCGCUGUGUUUUAAUGAAGAUGAUUCUGGGAGAAUCUAUUUUGGUGACCAAGGAAUUUCCACCCAGCAAACUACUCCAUUUCUGUCCUUAGAUGGCAAAAAUAUCACCUAUAUUAUUGGAGUGGAGUCAUGCUGCAUAUCAAGUUCAUGUCUGGAGCUAACAAGAUUCAAAGCACUUGUUGAUAGUGGUACGUCAUUUACGUUUCUUCCCAAUGAUAUAUUCGGAAGAGUUGUCAAGGAGUUUGACAGGCAAUUCAGUGGAGCCAAAACAAGCUUUGAUGGAUAUCUCUGGCAGUAUUGUUACAAGGCCAAUUCCCUCGAAUUGUCGAAGGUUCCAUCCAUGAAACUGAGGUUUGCAUUGAACAACAGCUUUGUGGUUCAGAAUCCUGUUUUCAAAAUCUACGACAACCAGGGUCUUGUUGGAUUUUGUUUAGCCAUACAACCUACGGAUGAAGAUAUGGGAACAAUUGGACAAAACUUCAUGUCGGGAUACCGGAUAGUAUUUGACAGGGAAAAUCAUAAACUGGGGUGGUCACGUUCCAGCUGUCAAGAGAUUGGCAACGAUAAUCAAAUGCCGCUCUCUCCAUCACCCAAUGGUAGCUUCCCUGAUUCAUUACCAACUGAGCAGCAGAGUAGACCUGGUGGGGUUGCAGUUGCUCCCGCUGUCGCUGGAAGGACACCCUCAAAGUCUUCAGUGACAAAAGUCAGACCAGUUGCACGAUUAUUAUAUGUAGCAGAGCUCAUACCUCUUCUAUCAUUUCUUCUGCUUGCCAGUGCCUCAUAAAUCAGAAUACUAUUUUGGGGCCAGACAACUAGACUGAUGCGGUCUCCUAGACUAUCUUGUGUGAUCUUUAUACAUAUAAUACUCCCCUACCCCUCUUUAUUGUAGUUUACAUGUCUCCCUGUUAGCUUAGGUUAUGUAGUCGGCUUUAGCAGUUAGAAGUGUAGAGCUUGUGUUGUAUUUCUCUUUUCGUUUCCUAGAGCUUGUUAUGUGUAAUUCGGUUUUUAGUGUAAAUAUUUCUUCACUCUUCACAAUUGGUGUUCUCCGAGAGAUCAAGUUUUGACGUCAAUUGGAAUGAAAAUUGUAUGAUCUCUCGCAAAUACGCUGGUAACUUAUGCAGCAGUGAAAUGUCGACAAGAUGAAAAUUUGUUAAUCUGCCAGAAAUAUCAGAGGUCGUUCAUGCCUCAACACUUGAUUCUCCCAA